This is a messenger RNA of Blastomyces gilchristii SLH14081, 678 nucleotides long. RefSeq lists its product as uncharacterized. The transcript is spliced from 2 exons. The record is from RefSeq and is a predicted model, not a curated record. The coding region runs from base 1 to 678 and encodes 225 amino acids. NCBI's taxonomy places the organism in Eukaryota, Fungi, Ascomycota, Eurotiomycetes, Onygenales, Ajellomycetaceae.
AUGCCUGCAAAUGUGGACAAAGCUAACUGGCCGGUCUAUACGAUGCGAUACCGAUGUUCGGGGGUCGAAAAGCAGCUUCGGCUUGAGUGGAAUCACAAACCUGAGGCCCACAGUGUGGAAGAGGUUGUCCAGUGCAUCAGGGACUAUAUAAAGAACCCCCAAGACCGUAUGGAGUCUAAUACCGGCGAAACCUUCAAGACCCUUCUACCAGAUUACUGUAUUGUGCAGAAGGGCGGUCACAAGACUCAAACCUCAAAAACCGACAGAGAACCGGAUACUGCUUAUCAUAUUUCUGUGCGGUUUGGUAAAAUCGCUGAUCGUGCUGGGGCGGGCCAAGUGUGGGCCUACUCUGUCCACAUCUAUCUCAAUGAUAAUACCAAGAAAUAUGAACCGAGAGAAGUUAUAUGGGGUAACCCAACACCUGACAGACCAGAACAGUCCGCGGUAUACAAGAACAGAAUCCAAUGGCCUACCGGCGCAACAGCUACGACAGCACCCCCGGCUCCCGGUGAGCAACCCUUAGUCUCCACCACAUCGACUGAAGGGUUGGCUCCAGCCUCUCUCCCUACGACUAAUCCUUGGGGCGGAUCAAUAAUUCCGUCGCGGCCGCCGAAUCCCCCCCAGUGGGGAGAAGGUCCAGGCCAAGGGUCUGCCGCAGGGGGCGGUGGAAGUACAUAA